AUGGCGGCCCUCACCGGGAUGGUAUGCAUGUUACUCAUUGUAGCGGUUCCAUUUUACCUCAUUCUGCAUCGCAGCAGUAAUUCUCCAAAACAUUUGCUAGAAAACCGAACCAGCGACCCAGGCCAGUGCCAAGUGCUCAUAGCAGGCACAUUGGCCCGCAACGGCAAGCAUAACCGGCUAAACCCUCAGGAAUCCCGAAUCAUUCCAAAUCAAAACCGACGUAUCGCGUUUGGAAUAGACAAUAUUUUCACCAGCCUCAAUUCAGAGCACGCUCAAAGCUUUCUUCGACAAGCUAAACAACGGAUCAACCUGGAACAGGAAAGGUGGAAUCAAAUUGCAGAACUUGCCCGGGAAAGUGCUCGAAGUUUGACUCUUAAUGGCUCCAAGAAGGGUUCCAAUGCAGACGGUGUCUUUAAAGUCGGCAAUGAUUCUUCUAUUCGCAUCAACCUCGUCUCUCUUGUUAGCAUCAUAUCGCUGAAAGUGGUACUUUUCACAAUGUUCGACCGCGGAGACGGAGACGAUACCAAUGACUUGGUCCUGGAUGCGUUCGCCAAAGCGAUCAACUGGACCUGGAUUGCCUCUAAACAGAGAAACCCAGACCUCGUGCCUCGGUUCGAAGACAACAGCAAUCUGAGGUUCAGCCUAAGAGCAAUAUUUGGAAACGAUGACGCUGGCCAUACAAAUCCAUUGAACUUCAUCAUUCCCUCUUUUGAAACACUUUGGCGUGUCGUUCUUCGUGUAUUCGUCGAAGUCGGAUUUUCUACUGGCGCUGCUGCUCACCCGGAAUGGAAGAACUGCUUGACUGCAUUCUCAAGACACCCAACAAAAGAACAGUUUGAAGCCGCGACAUACAUGAACCUGGAAGACAGUGCUCCUGCCCAUGAUAUUCCCUCUGCAAAGCACAUCGUCUUUGAAUCCCUUCGGCUUUACCCUCCCACUAGGAGAAUCCAUCGUGCCUACCAAUGGAGUGACAACGCUGCGGAAGAUAACCAGGAACCAAAAGCAUAUGAUGAUAUGGCCGAGAUAUCGAAGCCUGUCACUUACGCUCGGAUAUCUGGGGACCGAAUGCACUUGUCUUUAGUCCCCUACGGUGGAAACAGCUUACAUCGAGACAGCAAGAAGCCUUCAUGCCUUUCGGACAUAAACCUUUCCAGUGUCCAGCUCAGUCUGUUUUUGGGCCACGAAUGA
Penicillium riverlandense is the source of this 1188-nucleotide messenger RNA. Its product is annotated as Cytochrome P450. NCBI's taxonomy places the organism in Eukaryota, Fungi, Ascomycota, Eurotiomycetes, Eurotiales, Aspergillaceae. The record is from RefSeq and is a predicted model, not a curated record. The coding region runs from base 1 to 1188 and encodes 395 amino acids. The transcript has a single exon.